GACGUCAUGUGAUACGCUGACUGCUGGAAGCAGAAUGAACUAGCUAGCUAGUUUCCCAUCAACUACACCAUCAGGCUGCGAUUAUUAACAUUUAAAGGCAAAUAUCUGGAAACCACCAAUUGAAGGAAUAAGACAAGGCGCUGCCGGCCGCUAAUUUCCCCCAAAAAGAGACAAAAAUGACGGCGGCGGUGUUUUUCGGCUGCACCUUCAUCGCCUUCGGCCCGGCCAUCGCUCUCUUCCUGUUUACAAUCGCCCGGGAUCCCCUGAGGGUCAUUUUCCUCAUCGCAGGAGCGUUCUUCUGGCUGGUGUCUCUGCUGCUGGCGUCUCUCGUGUGGUUCAUCUCGGUCCAGAUCAGCAACAAGGACAGCGCGGCGCAGCAGAAGGGUCUCCUCAUCUUCGGCGUGGUGCUGUCCGUCCUCCUGCAGGAGACCUUCCGCUUCGCCUACUACAAGCUGCUGAAGAAAGCUAAUGAAGGCCUCCUCACUCUCAGUCAGGAGGAAACCAUGCCGAUCUCCAUCCGGCAGCUGGCCUACGUGUCCGGACUCGGCUUCGGCUUCAUGAGCGGAGCGUUCUCGGUGGUGAACAUCCUGGCGGACUCUGUGGGACCGGGGACGGUCGGGAUCCACGGAGACUCGCAGCACUACUUCCUGUCCUCAGCCUUCAUGACCCUGGCCAUCAUCCUGCUUCACAUGUUCUGGGGCGUCGUCUUCUUUGACGCCUGCGAGAAGCAGCGCUGGUGGGCGGUGGCGGCGGUCGUCGUCAGCCACCUCACCGUCUCCUGUCUGUCUUUUCUCAUUUUAAUGCUCAAAAUGGGAAUAUAA
Molecule: messenger RNA, 821 nt
Organism: Etheostoma cragini (Arkansas darter)
Lineage: Eukaryota; Metazoa; Chordata; Actinopteri; Perciformes; Percidae
Product: gamma-secretase subunit Aph-1b
Exons: 6
Coding region: 177-821 (214 amino acids)
Biological process (GO): Notch signaling pathway; Notch receptor processing; positive regulation of catalytic activity
Cellular component (GO): endoplasmic reticulum; membrane; gamma-secretase complex
Molecular function (GO): protein-macromolecule adaptor activity
Source: RefSeq, a predicted model, not a curated record